This is a messenger RNA of Alligator mississippiensis (American alligator), 687 nucleotides long. RefSeq names its product tigger transposable element-derived protein 1. Gene Ontology annotation, cellular component: nucleus. The coding region runs from base 1 to 687 and encodes 228 amino acids. The record is from RefSeq and is a predicted model, not a curated record. NCBI's taxonomy places the organism in Eukaryota, Metazoa, Chordata, Crocodylia, Alligatoridae. The transcript has a single exon. Gene Ontology annotation, molecular function: DNA binding.
AUGGCCCCUAAACGCAAUCCAACUACUUCAUCUGGUGCUCAACUGAAGAAACAGCUAUCUGUUCCAAUGCUAGCAGAAAAACUGGCUGUGUUGGACUUAUUGAGAGAUGGUAUGUCAGUCUCCAACGUGGUGCAUAAAUAUGGCUGCAACGAGUCUAGCAUCCAUGCCAUCAAGAUUCGAGAGAGAGAAAUUCAUCAAGCUGUGGCAUCAAGUGCUCCAGUAACUGCUAAGGUGACAAGUCAAGUGCGUGAUAAGACUUUAGUGAAUAUUGAAAAGGCAUUAACCUUGUGGCUGGAAGACAUGAACCGUAAACAUGUGCCUGUCGGUGGCAACACAUUGCGAGAAAAGGCUCUUAGCCUGUAUGCACCGUUCAAACCUCCCACCGAAGAGGGACAGCCUUCUGAUGAGAAGGAAUUCAAAGCCAGCCAAGGUUGGCUUAACAGUUUUAGGAACUGCUUCAACCUCAAAAACAUGCAGACUACUGGUGAAGCUGCAUCUGCCAAUGAACAGGCAGCAAAAGUCUACCCCAAACAAUUAAAGAAAAUCAUAGAAGAAAAGGGCUAUCUUUCAGAACAAGUUUUUAAUGCUGAUGAGACUGGCCUCUUCUGGAAAAAAAUGCCCAACCGCACUUACAUUUCAAAAUCAAAAAGACAAGCCCCUGGCUUCAAAGUAGCUAAGACCAUGUGA